GAUUUCCAGCAAAUAAAAGGAUUCAUCGAAGAUGGCCAACAAACGGUACGCAAGCUUCUUCCUGUUCUUUAUGAUGCCAUUUUCUCUCCUGCACAAAUCGUACCCGCAGUUGGUGAAUCAAUCUAGUGAUGAACACCAAAUCCUCCUUGAGAUCAAGAGACACUGGGGGAGCUCACCUGUUUUAGGUAGAUGGAGCUCCAAUUCUGCUGCUCACUGCAAUUGGGGAGGAAUCACAUGCACAGAUGGUGUGGUGACUGGCAUCUCUCUACCAAAUCAAACCUUCAUCAAACCAAUUCCUCCCUCCAUUUGCCUCCUCAAGAACCUCACCCACUUGGAUGUCUCCUACAACAACAUAUCCUCUCCAUUCCCUACAAUGCUCUACAAUUGCUCCAAUCUCAAGUACCUUGACCUUUCGAACAACGCCUUUGCUGGGAAGCUCCCAAAUGAUAUAAAUAGUCUACCAGCGCUGCUCGAGCAUCUCAACCUUUCAUCUAAUCACUUCACUGGCAGAAUUCCACCAUCAAUUGGACUGUUCCCAAGGCUGAAGUCGCUGCUCCUUGACACCAAUCAGUUUGAUGGGAGGUACCCAGCUGAGGAUAUCAGCAAUCUUGCUGACCUUGAGAGGCUGACACUAGCAGUCAAUCCAUUUGUCCCGGCUCCCUUUCCAAUGGAGUUUGGUAGGUUGACACGUCUGACUUACUUGUGGCUGUCAAAUAUGAAUAUUACCGGUGAAAUCCCUGAAAGCCUAUCCAGCCUCAGAGAGCUCAACGUCUUGGACUUAUCAUCGAACAAGAUCCAAGGAAAAAUUCCAAGGUGGAUCUGGCAACAUAAGAAACUUCAGAUUCUGUACCUGUAUGCAAACAGAUUCACCGGUGAGAUUGAAUCCAACAUCACAGCCUUGAACUUGGUGGAGAUUGAUGUUUCUGCAAAUGAGUUAACAGGAACAAUACCAGAUGGAUUUGGUAAGAUGACCAACCUUACCUUAUUGUUUCUCUACUUUAACAAGCUGAGUGGAUCAAUACCACCAAGCGUUGGGCUGCUGCCAAAGCUUACUGACAUUCGGUUAUUCAAUAACAUGCUCUCUGGAUCGCUCCCAUCAGAGCUUGGUAAGCACUCACCACUGGCCAAUCUUGAGGUCUCCAAUAAUAACCUCUCUGGGGAGCUACCAGAAGGCCUCUGCUUCAACAGGAAGCUAUAUAGCAUUGUUGUGUUCAAUAACAGCUUUUCUGGAAAACUUCCAUCUUCAUUGGAUGGUUGCUAUCCGUUGCAAAAUUUGAUGUUGUACAAUAAUAAUUUUUCUGGAGAGUUCCCCAGGAGCCUUUGGUCAGUGGUGACAGAUCAGCUAAGUGUAGUUAUGAUACAGAACAACAAUUUCUCUGGCACAUUCCCCAAACAGCUCCCAUGGAACUUCACACGUCUUGACAUCAGCAACAACAGAUUCUCAGGUCCCAUUCCAACAUUGGCAGGCAAAAUGAAAGUAUUCAGAGCAGCAAACAACUUGCUCUCUGGUGAAAUUCCCUGGGAUCUGACAGGCAUUUCACAAGUCAGAUUGGUUGAUCUUUCUGGGAAUCAAAUUAGUGGCUCACUACCCACGACAAUUGGAGUGCUGAUGAGGCUAAACACACUUUACCUAAGUGGAAAUCAGAUAUCUGGUAAUAUCCCAGCAGGGUUUGGGUUUAUUACAGGGCUGAACGACCUAGACCUCUCAUCGAAUAAGCUAUCUGGUGAGAUCCCGAAGGAUUCUAAUAAGCUGCUGCUCAGUUUUCUGAAUCUCUCUAUGAACCAACUCACUGGGGAAAUUCCGACAUCAUUGCAAAACAAAGCAUAUGAGCAGAGCUUCCUAUUCAACCUAGGCCUCUGUGUCUCAUCGAGCAAUUCACUCCAAAAUUUCCCUAUCUGCAGGGCAAGAGCAAACAUCAACAAGGAUCUGUUCGGAAAGCAUAUAGCCCUCAUUUCUGCUGUUGCCAGCAUUAUACUCUUGGUUUCGGCAGUGGCUGGUUUCAUGCUCUUAAGAAGGAAAAAGCAUCUACAAGAUCACUUGUCAUGGAAGUUAACACCCUUCCACGUAUUGCAUUUCACCGCAAAUGACAUUCUUUCUGGGCUCUGCGAGCAGAAUUGGAUUGGAAGUGGCAGGUCUGGCAAGGUGUACCGGGUUUAUGCUGGAGAUAGAACAAGUGGUGGCAGGAUGAUGGCUGUCAAAAAGAUAUGGAACAUGCAAAAUAUUGAUAACAAGCUGGAGAAGGACUUCCUUGCAGAGGUUCAGAUAUUGGGAGAGAUCAGGCACACAAACAUUGUCAAGCUUCUAUGCUGCAUCUCAAGUUCAGAGGCAAAGCUUCUGAUCUACGAGUACAUGGAAAACGGCAGCCUACAUCAAUGGCUUCACCAGAGGGAAAGAAUUGGUGUGCCAGGACCUCUGGAUUGGCCAACAAGAUUGCAAAUUGCCAUCGACUCAGCGAGAGGCCUUUGCUACAUGCAUCACCAUUGCUCGCCUCCCAUAGUGCAUCGAGAUGUCAAGUGUGCCAACAUCCUUCUGGAUCACAACUUCAGAGCAAAGAUGGCAGAUUUUGGGCUUGCAAAGAUUCUUCUCAAAGCUGGAGACGACGAGUCAUUUUCUGCUAUAGCUGGAACUUUUGGCUACAUGGCACCAGAAUAUGGACAUCGGCUCAAGGUAAACGAGAAGAUCGAUGUCUACAGCUUUGGUGUGGUCCUUCUGGAAAUCAUAACUGGUCGAGUGGCAAAUGAUGGUGGAGAGUACUAUUGCUUGGCACAAUGGGCAUGGAGGCAGUACCAAGAAUAUGGUUUGUCAGUUGAUCUUCUCGAUGAGGGAAUCAGAGACCCAACCCAUGUUGAGGACGCAUUGGAGGUGUUUACACUUGCUGUGAUUUGUACUGGGGAGCAUCCUUCAAUGCGGCCAUCAAUGAAAGACGUACUGAAUAUUCUUAUCCAAUUUGACCGUAAAUCUACAAGGAUUCAGGGUAGCUUGAAACAUGCUGUCUCUGAUGAAACAACACUUCUUGAAUCCUAGCUAAGCAGCACUUAAUGAGAAUAUAUGGUUCCUGGUGUAGGUGAUUAUUCUUUUCAUUUGCAACAACUAGAUGAUGCUUAUUACAGGCCAGUGAUUACUACUGUUUAACUUUUAUGUUGACAUGAUAAAGAAUAUGAAGUGUGCAAUCACUAAAUUUUGUUUAACUUGCGAACUAAAUGCCAUUACAUAAAGUUAUCUUCAGAUUAUUACAAACACUCCAUUUUCCAAAGCAGAGGUGCACAGAUCGCUAAAAAAGGACGGUGCACUGCGACUGGGAGAUAGUAAUAUGGA
This is a messenger RNA of Oryza sativa Japonica Group (Japanese rice), 3316 nucleotides long. Its product is annotated as receptor-like protein kinase HSL1. The record is from RefSeq and is a predicted model, not a curated record. Lineage: Eukaryota; Viridiplantae; Streptophyta; Magnoliopsida; Poales; Poaceae. Gene Ontology annotation, biological process: protein phosphorylation. Gene Ontology annotation, molecular function: ATP binding; protein binding; protein kinase activity.